AUGUCACUAGCUAAUAGUGACAUUCAUAUAUCAUCAAGAUCAGUAGAGCGGUAUGUACGAGUGAAAUGGAAAGAAGUGCGAGUGGGCGACCUGGUACACUUGUCUAACAACGAGGCGGUGCCUGCGGACAUGGUGCUGCUGCACUCCUCCAACCCGCUGGGCGUGUGCUACCUCGACACCUGCAACUUGGACGGAGAGACAAAUCUCAAGCAACGGAUAGUCGCGCCUGGCUUCAAGGAAAAGCACAAAGAUUUCUGCCCUCAUAAAUUUAGAAGCACGGUAGAAGUGGAACGACCGUCGACCAAAAUAUACAGAUUUACCGGAAUGAUUUCGCACCCAAACGGAUGUCGGGUUCCACUCAAUUCUGAGAACCUAUUGUUGAGGGAGUGCACAAUCAAAAAUACAGAUUACGUAGAAGGUAUCGUAGUAUACGCUGGCCACGAAACCAAGGCAAUGUUGAACAACGGCGGACCAAGGUAUAAAUGCUCAAAAUUGGAAAGAAAAAUGAACACUGACGUCAUAUGGUGCGUCCUAGUGCUUCUGUUCUUAUGCUGCACUGGCGCCGUGGGCUGCAAGAUCUGGUACGACCAGUACAGCCCGCUUUUAUACAAAGUCACCCCUUUUAUAACCUACGCCGACAAACCAGCCUACGAAGGUCUACUCAUUUUUUGGACCUUUAUUAUUGUUCUGCAAGUGAUGAUACCAGUGUCCCUCUACGUCACUAUAGAAAUGACAAAACUGCUUCAAGUGUAUCACAUUCACCAAGACGUCGAAAUGUACGACCCGUUGACUAAUACUCGAACGGAAUGUCGAGCGUUGAAUAUCACAGAGGAAUUGGGGCAAAUACACUACUUAUUCAGCGAUAAAACUGGAACAUUGACAGAGAACAAAAUGGUAUUCAGACGGUGUACUGUUGGUGGAGUGGACUACGAUCACCCACCGGGUCCGCCCGCCGAGCCGUCGCCCGAUCUACCACCUAUCGUCUCACCCAUCACAAAAGUUUCACCAAACCGAAGAAUGCUCCAACAUAUGCUCGAUAUUAACGAUGCACAGCAUACGCAGAAGGUGCGUGAAUUCCUGUUAAUGCUAGCUGUGUGCAACACAGUUGUAGUGAGCCAGCCGCAUGUAGAUGCUAUGCAACUGAGUGGUUCUCAGUGCGGUGGCCAGUUUCCGUCGGAGAAACACGCGCGCACCAACGGCACGCUACGAUCCAAUGACAAGUAUGCCCGCCUAACGGAGUCCCGAUCAACAACUCCGUCACCACCGCCGUCUACAUCGUCUCCGUUACGCAUCCGCUUACCGAAGUUCCCCUUUGGCAGCCGCGACGAUACGAACAGCGAGCCUAGCACUUCGGCGGAGCUACAAUUGGCACGUUUCGAAGCUGAAAGCCCGGAUGAGUUAGCACUAGCCGAAGCAGCCCUAGCGUACGGCUACGAACUACGUAAUCGCUCGCCGGAUGAGGUGGAGUUGGGCAUAAGAGGGGAGGUCACCAGGUUUAAAGUACUUCGAGUGCAGCAAUUUGAUUCCAAUCGCAAGUGCAUGUCUGUGGCCAUGCGGACUCCUACGGGACAGGUAGUGUUGUACGUGAAGGGCGCCGACAGCACUAUCUUCAGCGCGCUGGCCCCGAUGCGCAGCGGGUCGGCGGAGGCGGGCGCGUACGAGCGCACGCGCGCGCUGCUGACGGAGUACUCGCGCGCGGGCCUGCGCACGCUGGUGCUGGCCAAGCGCACGCUGCCGCCCGCGCGCUGGGAGGACUGGCUCGCUGCCCACGCGCGCGCCGCCGACCUCGCCGACGGCCGCGAAAAACGAAUACGCGAGUCCUUAGCGAGAUUGGAAAGCGCAUUAACGCUUGUUGGCGCGACUGGCGUUGAGGAUCGACUUCAAGAAGCUGUGCCGCGGACUGUGCGCGCGCUGCUAGACGCCGGAAUAGUAGUGUGGGUACUGACUGGCGACAAACCGGAGACCGCUAUCAACAUCGCCUACUCGGCUGCGCUUUUCUCACAGAGCGAUCGACUUCUGCAUUUAAUGUCACGAGAUAAGGAGCACGCCGAGUCAACGAUCAAGAGCUACCUGGAGGGCGGCGCGGUGGAGGGCGCGGGCGGGCGCGCGCUGGUGGUGGACGGGCGCACGCUCACGUACAUACUAGACCGGCGCUCCGGACUCGUGGCGCCGUUCCUGUCGCUGGCGCGGCGCUGCUCCGCCGUGCUGUGCUGCCGCGCUACGCCGCUGCAGAAGGCCUACAUCGUCAAGGCGGUGAAGGAAGAACUCGGAGUGACGACGUUGGCGAUCGGGGACGGCGCUAACGACGUGUCCAUGAUUCAAACAGCCGAUGUCGGUGUCGGGCUGUCAGGACAAGAAGGUCGACAGGCGGUGAUGGCGUCGGAUUUCGCGCUGUCGAGGUUCAAAUACAUCGAACGGCUGUUGCUUGUGCACGGGCACUGGUGCUACGACCGACUCGCGCGCAUGAUCCUAUAUUUCUUUCUUAAAAAUGCCACGUUUGUAUUCCUAGUGUUCUGGUAUCAGUUGUACUGCGGCUUCUCCUCCAUGGUGAUGAUCGACCAACUACAUCUGAUGGGCUACAACCUUAUGUUUACGGCCUUCCCGCCGAUUGUUAUUGGCGCGUACGAGCGCGUGGCGCCGGCGUCGCUGCUGGUGGAGCGGCCGGGGCUGUAUGGUGCGGCGCGGCGCGGCCAGGCGUACCGCCCACACUCCUACUGGGCGGUGCUCGCGGAGUCUCUCUACAUCAGCGUCGUCAUAUUCUUCGCCGCCGCCAACGCCUACUGGGACACCGACGUCGACGUCUGGCUCUUCGGCCUCUGUAACAUGACCUGCUGUCUCGUCGUCAUGCUCGUCUACGUGGCGAUCGAGACGCGCAGCUGGACAGUGAUCCACGUGCUAGCGUUGACCGGUUCGCUGGGUUCGUUCUUCGUGCUGACACUCAUAUACCAGUCGGUGUGCGUGUCGUGUUUCAACUUGCCGUCGACGUAUUGCGUGAGGCAGCACGCGCUCGGGCAGCCGACAUACUGGCUGGUGGUGGUGCUGAGCACGGUGGCGGCGCUGGCGCCGCGGCUGGUGUGGCGCGCGGCGCGCGGCUCCGUGCGGCCCGGCGCGCUUGGCCGCGCCGUGCUCGCGCGCCGCCGCCGCCCGCGCGCGCGGCUUCCCUACGCCGCGCACUACCACACCACCACCGCCUCCGCGCACGUCUACAGGUCAACGGACGAGGAUGGUCUCCAAAAAACACAUUCAGACGUUGCCGCCAUUACGUGA
Molecule: messenger RNA, 3267 nt
Organism: Parnassius apollo (apollo)
Lineage: Eukaryota; Metazoa; Arthropoda; Insecta; Lepidoptera; Papilionidae
Source: the annotation of a GenBank genome assembly